AAUUGAAGGUCAAGUAAGAGUGAAAUAUUAUUAUUUAAAUCACCAAGCUAAUCAACAAACUCAUCUUAUAACGUGCUGUCUGGGCGGGUUCCUCCUUUCCCCCCCCCCCCCAUCUACAGAAACGCCACUGCGUCUAGUCUACUUUGGCAUGUCUUACGUCUAGUCUAUAUUGGCAUGAUUAAAUCUUCCUGAAAAGUAAAAAAGUGGAAUAUGCAAAUUUUAUCUUGACUAUUCUGUAAUAUCAAUUUUGAUUUCGACAAUGGCUUUUAAUUCAAACAUUGUGAACCUUUUUUGGUUCAAAGUUUUCAGCAAAUUUUAAAUAGUUUUUUGAGUAAUUGUCCCUGCUUUUGAAAUGUAAAAAAAGCCAUUUCACUGUAUCAUAAAUAUCAAUUUUUCGUAAUUUGAAACACUUUUUAGAUCCUCACAACUUUUGGAAACCCACACUUUCCCACUCGCUGACUAAUACAGUCUAACUCCAAUAACAGCAAUUUAAAGUUUCAGAACCCCCUCUCUCUGGCUACGCCCCUAAUCAGACAGAUAACCAUGUUUCACUAAAUUAUUGAAUUGUCCAAUCAUCUAUCCCAGUGGUUCUCAACCUUUUUUCUUUCGUGGCCCAUUUGCGUUGCACAAAAAUUUUGUGGCCCACUAAGUUUUUCGUGCUGGGGGGGGGGGGGAACUCCACGGAAAACAUAGAAUUCUUCCUGCAAAAGUAGACACUUAACACUUUCACUUUAAUAAUAAUUAGGUGAAAAUUACCACCCUGUAACAAAAACAUGAUCAUCCAUUUCUAUUACCAUCAAAUUUAACUAACCUUAUCAGCAGCCAGCAAUUUUUAAUCGGUCUUUGGCCCACUGAAAAUGUUCCUGUGGCCCAGCAGUGGGCCAUGGCCCACCGGUUGAUCUAUUCUCUCCCAUAGGCUUAUUGGUCCAAAUUACUAAUGCUCUCAUACCCAUAUAGGAGCUACUGUUGUAUGCCACUUGCUUAACAUGUUCUCGCCACAUAAUAAAAUUCUCAUAGAAUUCAGUUCCUAACCGUGAUUAAAAUCCCGAGAUCACCCAACUGCGAGACAGUAUACCAAAGUGUAGCCAGCUCCAAAUUUUAAGGGGUGGGGGGGAAAUUUUUUUGUAUAAUGACCUAAAAAGAUGCCCACACGUGCCUUUUGCACCGAACAAAGCCAGAUAAAGUAGCCCCUGAUAUAUCUGCAUUUAAAAAAAAAUUGGGGGGGGAGGGGGAUGUCCCCUUAUGCCCCCCCUAUUACUAUAGUAGCACCCCUCAUAGUAAUAAUAUAUCAUGCCGCUUAGAUUUCUUAUUUUUGUGUCUUGUGUAUUUUCAAUAUAUUCCUGUAUUAUGUAGUAUUAGUAUUAUAGAACAAGAAGAAAUAUGUGGUUUUAUUUCUAUCCUCACAUGCUUUUUCACAUGACGAGAUGGUUCCCGAAGAAUAACAGAGUAAAAUUUCGGAUACUUGCACUCAUUAUUUCUUUGUCUUUGUUGAUUCCCGAGUUGUAUAUUCUGUUGCUGCCAAGGUCGGAACGAGCGUGCGAACAACCCUUGCUUUCUAUAUUAGUGGCCAGCACUAUUUUCCUGUUCUUCACUGUCGGCUUUGGGACUCUCUUCACUUUGUUUGAGCCGAUACCGAGAAUAGUGAAUUUGGCGUUUCACAUAUUCGGAAUCCUUUCCUUCAUUCUUGGGCUUGUAACAACAGUUUAUACGUUUCAAGCUACUGCAUGUUCUGAAACAACUACAGAACUGUACUAUUGGUGUUAUGUCAGCACAAUAUUAACUCUCAUAUGCACAGGUUACUUCGUACUUGUUGCACCGUUCUGGAUAAUUGAAGCUUGGAAACCUUACUCUGUCCUUCAUGAGAAAGCAAGACAAGGCAUCUGCUAUGAACCUACAUUGUGCUGCUCUUGUUUAUGGCAUGUAGUGUGAGGAUAAGGGGGGACUGAGGGGCUUUUGGGACCCAAAGAGUGGGUGUGACAAUAAGACUAUGUUUUCUCUUAAUUUCUAAAAGUGUUCCAUCGCAUAAUUGAUUAAUUUUUUUAACAUGAUUUUGUACCUAUCCACUGUAAAAAUGGUCUAAGCAGUUCCCUUUUGUAUCGAACUUCUUCAUGGGAAAACCAAAUAAGGAAUUAUGGUCAUGGGGACUUUGGGAAUCACGAGAGCAUGCGUAAUAUUUAGUCUAGGGCUUUUGAUUUUUUGAUAAUAUAAAAGUCUAUAAUUUGUAAUUGAAUUUACAGUUUCUAUUCACUGUAAAAAAUAACGAUAGAUAAUGGAUGAAAUUGAUAUUUUAUGAGCAGUUUUACAGAAUAUGUUUUGGAAAUUACUAGGAUUUCGCUAUGAUAAAAAAAACUCAAGUUAUUCAGAAUUAUUUACGGUAAUCAAAUUUUUUGUCAAUUUAGGGUUAUCUCCACAAACCUACCUUUUAAAAAACUAAUUCAAUCCAUUUUCUUAUUAUUAAGUAACCCCUAAGGUUCCAUUACAUUUGAACCCACGACAAUUUCACCUGUAUACUAUUGCAUAUUUUUAAACGCAGUAUUUUUCUAUAAUUUUUUUUAUUUUUAUCAAUAUACCGAAGUCUCAAUGCUAAACAGAUGGUACUAUCUUGUUAUUGCACCACAACUAAUAUUCUGGUCCGCUCCAUCUCCCACCCUGUUUUAGAUAUGUUAAGAAGAAGUUAUUGCCCACCUUUCUUUGCUCAGGUCACAGUGGUUCUCAACCUUUUUUCUUCCAUGACCCACUUUC
Messenger RNA from Styela clava, 2742 nucleotides. The record is from RefSeq and is a predicted model, not a curated record. NCBI's taxonomy places the organism in Eukaryota, Metazoa, Chordata, Ascidiacea, Stolidobranchia, Styelidae.